Callorhinus ursinus (northern fur seal) is the source of this 6065-nucleotide messenger RNA. RefSeq names its product podocalyxin like (gene PODXL). The record is from RefSeq and is a predicted model, not a curated record. Gene Ontology annotation, cellular component: apical plasma membrane; microvillus membrane. Gene Ontology annotation, biological process: positive regulation of cell-cell adhesion mediated by integrin; cell migration; regulation of microvillus assembly. NCBI's taxonomy places the organism in Eukaryota, Metazoa, Chordata, Mammalia, Carnivora, Otariidae.
AUGAAGCAACGAAUGAGUCCAGAUUGCCCAGUGCACACUCUGCAGCGCAGACCUGCUCGCAAGUGGUGCGGAAGGCGGGCUCGCCCGCAGAAGCACUGCGGGCGACACCUACGCCCGCGCGCUCCUGGGGGAGGAGGAGGGGGCGGGGGCCGGCGCGGACGGGACGGGAGUCGCCGCAGCCGCCGGCCGGGCCCAGCCGCGCAGACACCGCCCGCGACGCAGCCACCCGCCGCUCCUCCGCCGCCUGGCGCCGCGCCUCAGCCCAGCUCUGCCGCAGCGGCCGCGAGGAGGGGCCGCUGGAGCGCGACUCGGGAACCCCGGGUCACUGCCCGGCCGCCGGAGCCACAGUCAGGCCUCCGUGAGCGGCGCCCACGCUCUCGCCGUUCAGACGCUCGGACCCGCAGCCACCUGCUCUCGGCCCGAGGCCAGGACACGAUGCGCUCCGCGCUGGCGCUCUCGGCGCUGCUGCUGCUGCUGCUGCUGCCGCCGCGCUCAUUCUCCCAGGAAGACGACAAGACCAGAAGUGACCCAGCCAUCACCACAAAACCUACAACCCCAAACGCGCCCAUUCUGGCGCCAGCAGCCGGUGAGGUGGGGGGUGCCACAGACCAGACUACAGCAAGCGCAGUUCCAAGACAGACUGAGAAAAGGGUGACGGCAGAGGCCACCCGCGGAAUACCCCCAACGGUGCCCGGCAGCUCGGGGCCCACGUUAGCCCCGGGCGGGCAAAGCGCAGCUGUCGCGCCCACGGAUGAAGUUGCGAAGGCCUCCAGCGAGCCCAGCGUAGCUAGUGAUGGCACGAAGGAGCCUCAAGGUUUAAACAAGACGACACUUGGCCCACCCGCUGAGUUCAUGCAGUCUGAAACCGUGAAGAGUCAGACAGCUGGAGCCCAGGGUAGCCCGGGUGUUACCACCAGCUACAUGACCACUGAGGGCCAGAAGCAGGCGACCUCUCCGUCCCCAGAUCGGGUUAGCACCCUCAGCCCUGCUUCUGCUCUCCCCCUUGGCAGCGCCCCAACAGGCCCUUACAAACCAAGUGCAAACCCUGCUACUUCGAAGCCUCCAGGGAGCCCUCCUGAGGGACCAAGCAAAAUCCCUACAGUAGCUCCAAGUAGUUUAGGCACGAAGGCGGGUCCCAGCUCCACGUUACACGGGACACCUACCACACCACCAUCACUGGUUACCUUAGAAGGAAAUCUGCAGAAAUCCAGCAUGGUGCCGGCUGUCACUGGGACCUCUUCUCCCGCCACUGGGACCUCUUCUCCCGCCACUGGGACCUCUUCUUCCGCCACUGGGACCCCUUCCUCUGCCACUGGGACUCCCUCUGUUCCUGGGACCUCUUCGUCAGAGGCUCCACAGCCUGCAGGCCCUUCAUCGGGACCUGUGGCCACGUCUCCUGUCGAGGGAUCCAGAAGCCCCAGCACUCAGUUGGCUUCAACUGCCCCCCGAGUCUCCAACAUCCCUCCUCCUCCCUCGGCUCAUGGGGAUGACAGGAUAAAGUGCGAAUCUCCCGAAAGGCUAACUGACAAGAUGCUCAUCCUGAACUUAACGAAAACCAGCCUCUGUGCGGGGAACAGCAGUUCGGAUGACAAACUGGUCACACUUCUGUGCCGAGCAGCAAAAGCCGCCUUCAACCCAGCUCAAGAUAAGUGCCAUAUACGGCUGGUACCUAUUCAAGACUCCCAGGCAGUGGCAGUCAAAGAAAUCGCUGUCCAGACAAAGCUCCUGCCCAGGGAUGCGUAUGAAUCGCUGAAGGACAAGUGGGACGAGCUGAAAGAGGUGGGAGUCAGUAACAUGAAGUUUGGGAACCAAGGGCCACCCGAAGAGACGGAGGACCGGUUCAGCAUGCCCCUCAUCAUCACCAUUGUGUGCAUGGCAUCCUUCCUGCUCCUCGUUGCGGCCCUGUACGGCUGUUGCCACCAGCGCCUCUCCCAGAGGAAGGACCAGCAACGGCUAACGGAGGAGCUGCAGACAGUGGAGAACGGUUACCAUGACAAUCCCACACUGGAAGUGAUGGAGACCUCAUCAGAGAUGCAAGAGAAAAAGGUGGUCAACCUCAAUGGGGAGCUGGGGGACAGCUGGAUCGUCCCUCUGGACAACCUGGCCAAGGAUGACCUAGACGAGGAGGAAGACACGCACCUCUAAUCAGGUCCGCGGGCAGCCUCCGACAGGACCACAGCGCUCCAGACUGAACCACCUCAAGUGCCAUUUGGACAGGGGAGGAAAAUCCUUCCCAGUUGAGGGAAAGACGGGGGAGGGAAGCAGACUUGGAGGUCCCCUCCUCCCAAUCCCCACAGGGCCUUAAUUUUCCCUUUUCACCAAACUGAACAAAUCACAUUCUGUCUAGAUUCCUCUUGUAAAAUAACCCACUAGUGCCUGAGCUCAGUGCUGCUGGAAGAUGAGAGGGAGAACCACCCACAUGGUCAUCUAGUAGAAUCCCUUCAUCUCGCAUCCGAGGUGACUGAGGCCUAAUGGGGGUAAGGUCCAGCUCACACAGCCCCUUGGCAACAGAGGCAGGAUGGAAACAAACACCCCCUCAUUCAGAGCGGUGCGCGUUCCCCUCAGAGCUCUCCCCGGUGGGGCGAAGCUCAGUGGAUGGAAUGGAAGGGACAGCAGGGCCAGAUCUGCCUCCGGGGGAUCGGAUUCCUUCCAAGUAGAGGUCCCCAGCCUCGCCUGCCAGGGUUCCCGUCCCCUCUGUGCUCGCCCCGCCCUCCACUCACUUUGUAGUCCCCCUCUGUCCCAGGGCCUCUGGGACUCCCACCAUCCAUCCGUUCACGGCCUCGAACCCCCCGUUCUGGAUUCUGGCCUCCUUGCAUUUGCUUAGGGAUCUUGAGACCUAACCCACACAAGACUUCAGUGUGAACGAGGUCGGCUUCAGGGAUCCUUCUGCAGGUGAAGAGAAAAGGGGGGGCCCUUCACCCCCAGGAUGGGUCCUGGCCCAUCACCCAGGGCAGGAACUCCUUUGGCCUCCCACUCCCACCGGGGACUGAAAUCUGCAGCGGCUAUGAAGGCUGAGUGUUCCUGUUUUGUCGUUCACUGCUCAGUUGGUGGGGUGAGGACCCAAGUCUGGAGUUCCCCCCGAGACCCAGCAAGAAAGAGCAGUAGCUGUAGGGCAGACAUUCCCGGGGCCCAGUCCACAGAGGUGUCUUACCAGACAAUCGAUCGAUACAGUUAGGAAGGAUAGGCUUUACUCUCUGUUCCAUAGGAAACUCAGGGACUUUUCAAGUUGCUGAGAGUUUUGUUGUAUUUGUUUUUUAGUCCAGCCCUCUACUGCCACGAGCCAAAGCUCCAAUUGUUGGGAGACUUUUUUUUUUUUUUUUUUCCAGUUAACUAAUCUCACUGACUCCUAGUUCUCCUGUGCCGUAGGGCCAGAAAGGCCUAGAAAGUGCGAUGCAUUUUAAAGUGCUUAGGAGCACCCGGGGCGGGGUGGGGCUGUGGGGUUCCCAAUGACCUCUCACUGUUCGGGCACACAGCUGGGCCUUGCUGUGUCCCCUUCUCUGUGUUCCUAGCAGGGCUGCCAAAGUUCUGCAGUUUCUGGUGGCAUCUCAGGGAAGCAGUACCGGGAAGGGGUUUUGAGGGAGCUUAGCAGUUAGCUCCCAAGCAGAAGGCACCCAAGGACUGGACAGAGUGAGGUUUAAUCUGAUUUUCUGGGAAGCCCAAAUCCCAGAUUUUGUGGAACUUUGCCCACAGUCUCUUUUGCUCCUGGGUGAAAUUUCCUGGCACCAACUAGGGGAACGGGCAGAACUGCUUAGGAGAGUGAAAACUGUAAUUUCAGGGCAAGAGGUCAGAACCCCAGAACCUGCAGGCCCAGGCUGUGAGUCCUGAUGAAAUAGGCAGCCUGCUUUAGGACAGCUGAUUUUUUAAAGGAGCUUAGCUGGGGGAAGAUCUGUGUCCUUCCCUGGCUGCCUUGAUUCCGUCUUCAUAGCCUUUGGCCUUUGAUAUCCUAGUGUUCAGGUAGGGCCUCUGGUGAGUUUCCCAAAAGCUAGAGAGAUGCCAGACUGACAAGGAUCCAGAAGUAUUUGCCCUGAUUCUCUAGCAUCUGGAGGUCAGCAGGGUAGAGAACAGUGCCAGUGUGGGGGGAAAAAAUAGAGGAAAUCUUGUCAUACCAGGAAGAGAUGUUUGCUUCCUUCCUGGCCAACAUUUGAUUCUUUCCACCCUGUGGGUUUCUUCGAAGAGGCCAGGACUGGAUUCUACUCCUUUGCUCUUUCUGGGUCACAUUUUACCAGCCAGCCAGGUCUUUGGACAGAGACAGCCAGUAUGCCUCCACAAACUGAUCAAAGGCUACAGCCCCAUGGCCUCUUGGGCAGAGAGAUGAUGUGUGGCAGGGACUAGAGUAAAAUUAUACUUGGUUAAGAGGAAUGAUUGUGGUGGCUCUGUCCAAGGAGAACCUUGGGAAGCUUUGGGCUGGUUCAGAUGCUCCUUUGGGUGCAUCCAGACUGGGUGACUCUAGCCUUUGAGGGCAACUUCAGAAUCCAAUACCUUGCCUUGGCUUGCUCUUGCCACUAGACAUCUGUGUCCAGGGCCAUACAGCCAUGCAUCUGCAAAGGUCCUCUUCAUCCCACGUCUGCACUGGGUUCUAAAUGCUGUCUGGUAAGUCAGAUUCUGGGGCUGAGAAGAAAGAAAAGGAACACCAGGAACUCAGCAUGACUCUAAACAGGUUGUGCCGAAGAGAGAUUAUAAACUUUGAUCAGCGGCAAACUGGCUUCCCUAAGCUGCAUAAAAGGCCAGAAAUCAUGAAUCUGAUGACUGGAUGGAAACCCAGUGGGGAAGCACGCUGUUCUGUGACUGGGGAGGGAAGCAAGCAGUGCUUAUGAAGGAGGUACAGAAUACGCUUUGCAUCAUAGGACAGAAUACGGGUUUAAUCUAGUCUAGACGCAAGAUUCUCUUUUUCCCUCAUGAUAAGGAAAGCUAGCAGGAAGUUUAUUUAAACCACUUGAGCUUUAACCUUUUUUGACAAUAUACUGGAGAAACUUUGAAAAACAAGCUGAUACAUAUAUACAUAGUUUUUAAUAAUGUAAAUACAACAGCCACAUGUUAAUCCACUCUGUACUGCUUUAAGUGAAUAUACACUGUAAAAACAUUUGUUAGUCGAGGUGGCUUUUUUUUCCCUCUGAAAAGGAAUGUAAAUGUCUAUUUCACUAGAAACGACAAGUUCUUUUUGUUUUGUUUUUCUCCAAUGAAAAGUGAAAUAGAAGACAAGCUGAUGACAAAGUAUUUGUCUUAUAGAUCAGGCAUUUUUAUUUUUAAAUAUGAUCCUCAACCCCCCCUCCCCAGCUAAGUCCCAGCCUAUUACAGUAAGGCUUGGAGUCCAUAUGUGACACUCCAGCCCUAGGGAGAGGCUUUUAGAGACCUAGCCCAAUCUUUGUUUUGUUCUUACAGAAAAAGAAACUGAAGCCCAGAAAGAUAAAGUGGCUUAGCCAAAAUCACAUGGUUAGCGACAGAAACAGGAUUUAAAACACCGGUGCUGUGGGCCUCAGAAGAAUCAGUAAAUUAAGGACAGGCACCAGGAUAACACAAAGAACAGAAUUCCCUCCUCACAUCUUGUCCCGCAGCAAGGCUGGGGAGGGCCUGAGACCACAUUAGGAACCAUGACCGGUCUGCACUUCCUCAGAGUUAUUGAGGCCCAAGACUUAAAUGAGUGAUACUUUUCUGUGAAGAAACAGUUUUGAAGGAGUUUUUACACGUGGAUCUUCUACUAGCAGGACCAAGGAUCAAAGGGAACAAGCUCUAGGAAGGCAGAGGGGGCAAGAGUAAAGCAGUGGCUUAUCUUUUAUCACUGUCAGGAGCUGACUGGCUCGGGUUUGGUGAAAACCCAACACCCAGUGGAAGGGAGGGGAUGACUAUUUGAUGUGUGUGUGUCUCUUUUGUUAUUAGUGAAUGUUAAACAGUUUGCCCAGGAGACUGGGGGAGCAUGUGUCUUCGUGGACAGGGGUCUGAAGUACACUGGAAUUUACUGAGAAACUUGUUUGUAAAGAUUAUACUUAAUUAUUGCCGUUUUCUUACAGAACUAUAUUUUGGAAAAUUGUAUACUGUCAAUUAAAGUGCUUUUGUGUAAGCUGGUUCAA